Zea mays is the source of this 1788-nucleotide messenger RNA. Its product is annotated as WD repeat-containing protein 44. The coding region runs from base 1 to 1788 and encodes 595 amino acids. The record is from RefSeq and is a predicted model, not a curated record. Gene Ontology annotation, molecular function: protein binding. Lineage: Eukaryota; Viridiplantae; Streptophyta; Magnoliopsida; Poales; Poaceae. The transcript is spliced from 6 exons.
AUGGCCCCUGCCCCGGUGCCCCCCACCCCGUUACCCUCGUCCGAUCCUCUUCCUCCCCCACAGUCUCCGAUCCGCCCGGCUUCACCAAAUCCACCCCUCCCCACGCAACAGCCACCGACCAUGUUCGCCGCCCCACCUCCCCGCCUGGCGUCCGUGUUGCUCACCGGCCUGGAAAGGAGACGUGUCCACAAGAGGCAAGGCCGUGCCCCCGCCCGCCCCCGCGCAACCGCCGCGGCGCUCGACGUGUGGACGUCCGAGCCAGCGCCCGUGCAGGAGCGGCGCCGGAAGCUGCUCCAGAUGCUGGGGCUCGCCGGGGACCCCGCCCUGGCGCGCCUCGAGAUGGGCCGAUCGGUCUCCUACGACGACGGGCCUGUGCCCGUCCGCCCGGCGCCGGCCUCGCCGCCCAUCUCCCGAUCCAGAUCAGACGGCGGCGCCGUGCCGGCCUCGGCGACCAAGCCGCCGCUGGGAGGGCGGUCGCCGGGCUCCUUCGAGGCCACGCCCGAAGGGGAGGAGGAGGAGGAGGCCGACCCGAGGUGUCUGAUCCGGAACCUCGACGACGGCAGCGAGUUCGUGGUCAAGGAGGGGUCCGAGCUCCGCGAGGUCGGCACGGGCCGGCAGCUCACCAUGGAGGAGUUCGUUGACCUCUGCGUCGGCCGCUCGCCUAUCGUCCAGGAGCUCAUGCGGCGCGAGAACGUUGCGAGCUCCGGCUCGUCCACCCCCGUCCAGCGCUCCAACUCCGACUCCAGCAACGGAGUGACGCGCCACCGGCGGCGGCGGCAUAGCAGCUGGCUUCGGGGCAUCCGGAACGUCACCGGCUCCGUGGUGGCCAGCUCCCGCGAUCGCCGCAGCAGCGACGACAAGGACACGUGCUCGGAGAAAGGCGGGCGCCGGUCCAGCUCGGCCACAGACGACAGCCAGGACAGCGCUGGAGCCGUGCGCCACGACCCGGUGCGCGUUAAGGUGAGGCAGUAUGGCAAGUCGUACAAGGAGUUCAGUGGCAUGUUCAUGAACCAGGAGAUUCAGACUCACGAUGGCUCCAUCUGGAGCAUCAGGUUUAGUCCAGAUGGCCGGUACCUCGCGAGUGCUGGGGAAGACUGCGUGAUCCAUGUCUGGGAAGUGUCAGAGUUCGAUAGGAAACGCGAGGAGAAUGGAGCGUGCAAUCCUUUUGUUGCGAUGGUGUGCAACGGUUCGCCGGAGCCAACAUUAGCCGUGGCCAGCAAUGUGGAUGGGAGCAAUCGUGAGAAGAAGCGUCGGGCAAGGUUCUUGGAGGGUCGUAGGUCUGUGAGCUCAGACCGGCUAAUGCUGCCAGAGCAUGUGUUUGCGCUGUCAGAAAAACCGAUUCGGACCUUCAUGGGGCACUCAGAAGAUGUGCCUCAUGACCAAUUUAGUUUGCUGAUGAACAUACUGGCAUCUAUCACGGAGUUUCUUUGUCAUCAAAGAAACUCCGUGCGUUUGUUGGUUGUUGAAGGUUGUCCAUGGAAGGAGAAUCAGACGCCCCGGAUCGCCGCCCCAGCCUCCAUGGAAGGGGAGUCCUCUCGAUCUGUGUCCGUGCUGUCCAUGGAAGAAACCUUGCUGUCAGCGCGUCUCCACUUGCUGCAGAGGAAGGGGAAGUCUGUGGUUGACAAGGGCCCCACCGCCGUGACUGUGGUGGCAGAGAAGGCGGUGGUCACGGCUAAUGAUACAGAUGUUGAAUUGAACAAUGCUCUCUUUGUAUAUGAACAAUGCUCUGUUGUUAGUUCUCGUGAAUGUCCUGUUAUCUCGAAAUACAGAGCUGUUGUCCACACCUAA